CAAAGCAAGCCAAGCCGAAUCCAGAACCUGAUGUUUUGUUCCUCGCGCGACAGCUGUAACCUCACGAACGCGCUGCUGUUUACAAAACACUCGUUUUCGUCCGGCCGGCUGCUAAAGACAACGCGCAGCGUUUUCAAUGAGUAGUGGACCAGUCGCGCUCGCUGGAAGUCGCCUACUGCUCAGUCUUCGAAAUCGCUCAUGCUGCGCAGCGAGCAUCGACCUGCUCUUUGCGCGUCAACCGCUCAUCCGCAAGACCAGCGCUCGUGCCGGUAGCAUGUCCGACGCACACUCUCCGAACUGCCCGCCCAUGACUGCAUUCGUGGUCACCAGGAAGAACCUACCGUCCUUCUCCGAAAAGAGAGCCGCCCCGCUACCGCCUCUCAGCGUCAACGACGAGGCGAGCCGCCGGGAGUCGAACCCGGUUCCUUCGAGCACCGCCGUCGAGUCCGCUCUUCGCUCCGCUCUCGGCAUAGGGCAUUCCGAAGCCUGCGAAGCGAGUACCACUGCGCCCGCAGCAGUUCCUCAGCUCGAUGCCAACGUUUCGACGCAGGACCCCGCCAUACUGGACUGGAGCCUGUGCAACCCGGACUCGGAAGACACAGUCGCCGAGUCCGAGCCCAAACCGAAGAAGACCGAUUCUACUCGCAUACUGCGCUUGCUGCACGGUGGUGAGAACGAAGGCGAGUCCACGAGCGAGGCAGACCGAGCCGAAAGUUCGCCAUCGGACCGGUCCGCGCUACCCGCUCCGCCGACCGCUCCGCGCCUCACGACUGAAGCCGACACCGGUUUAAACGCCGUCGCGACGGCCGAAACCGACAGUGCCCUGCGGUCGUCCACGUCGGCCGGUACACAAGAAGUCGGUGACGAGUGCGAGGUCGCGGGGGCGAGUGCGGCUUCAACGCCCGCUAAACAGCGCCGCCGCCGUCCGCGAAAACGUCAGAAGCGCUCUGGAAAGAUAAAGUCGGCAAGCGCGUCACAACAACAAUGCAGCGCCUCAGACGAUGGCUCUUCAGACGAGAGCUGCGCUGUCGUUGGCAACGAACAAGAGAGCGAUUUGGCCGCUGGGUGGAUUUCAGAGCUCCCGGCCGGUUUAAUUUCAUCGGCCGAUACAGAAGAUGACGACGACGACCCUGUCUACAGCCUCAAACCGCUGUUCACAGGCAAAUACGGGUCGUCGUCGUCACCUAAGAAGUCAAAGUCCAGUAAGGAUAACCGGCCAAACUACUUCGUGGCAAUCCAAGUGGAUGACAUAAAUGUCCACAGAAAAGCAAGGAAAGUCCAGGACCACAUGCGGAGCCAGGAGCCGAAUAUCGAAGGAACACUCAUUGGCAUACCUACGCUGCAUAUCACCCUCCUUGUGCUUCGGGUGAAUGAUGGAGACGAUUCACUACAGCGAGCCAAGGACUCGCUGAGUCGCAGUCACCAGGCUGUCAAAGACGGCCUUGAAGCCGCUCCCCUUACGCUGCAAUUCCAAGGGUUGGACCACUUUCGGAAAGAAGUCCUGUACGUGAAAGCCAUCGGCGAAGACUCGGUGUCCCGGCUUGAGGCCAUCGCUCAAGUUUGCCGCGAAGAAUUCGAAAAAUCAGACUUGGACUUGUCGGGAAACAAGGCGUUUGCACCACAUCUCACUCUGGCGAAACUGAGCAAGCAAAGCAGGCGAAAAAAUGGUAUAAAAAAAAUCCAAGAGGAAUGGUACGCGGCAUUCAAAGAUGAGCCAUUCGGUACGCAAAAAGUGAACAGCCUUCAGCUGCUGAGUAUGUCGAAGCCUAAAGAUGAACGUGGCUACUACUACUGCAGCCUGGAGCACACAUUCGGUGAAUUUCCAAAAGACCAGGAAACCGACGACCACAGUGAAUGCUGCGCGCCGGCACCAUCAAGAGCUUCACAGCACAAGAUAGACCAGAAAUUACUUAAAAUAGAUGCUGCAAAGGAGGAGGUAAAACGUGCAAUAUCAACCUUGACGAAUGCAAAGCUUCAGGAGCUAUACGAAACGAAGCAGGAACCCGCUGAAGCGAAGCUUGAACUCCCUGAAGAAGAGAACCUUGCCGACGAACCUUCUGAAGAGAAAACCUCUACAUAGUAGAGUGGGGCAAUCAGUGGAGGGUCAUUUUCAUAAUUCUAACCUGACGUGACACCGUGACAAUCGACGCGACAACAGGGGCACCCUCCUGACAAUAAUGCUUCUAGCAACGGAAAGACAGAUCUCACGAAAAGAAAAAAUGCACAUUUGUAACUAUGAAACGCUUACAGGUGACAUUAGUUGAGAUUUUAAUGAAGAUUGUGAAUAGUUCGUUAUGAGUUACUCGUUACUUCUACCUGAUUGCCCUCACAAAUAUCAAUAAUGAAACUAUUCUGCUAAUAUAGGUUCUUAGUAUCCCAUCAAUAAAGAAGUGACCAAUAGUUUUCACCCAAUGAAACCAUCACAUUAAAAAAUGGCACAGAUAUC
This is a messenger RNA of Rhipicephalus sanguineus (brown dog tick), 2446 nucleotides long. RefSeq lists its product as uncharacterized. Gene Ontology annotation, molecular function: protein kinase A regulatory subunit binding. The coding region runs from base 137 to 2080 and encodes 647 amino acids. The transcript has 8 exons. Gene Ontology annotation, cellular component: cytosol. Lineage: Eukaryota; Metazoa; Arthropoda; Arachnida; Ixodida; Ixodidae. The record is from RefSeq and is a predicted model, not a curated record.